This is a messenger RNA of Sinocyclocheilus rhinocerous, 1185 nucleotides long. Its product is annotated as myosin regulatory light chain 2, smooth muscle minor isoform-like. The coding region runs from base 54 to 575 and encodes 173 amino acids. The transcript has 3 exons. Gene Ontology annotation, molecular function: calcium ion binding. Lineage: Eukaryota; Metazoa; Chordata; Actinopteri; Cypriniformes; Cyprinidae. The record is from RefSeq and is a predicted model, not a curated record.
UCUGAUGUGUCUUUUGUUUUCCCAGCUUGUAGGUAAAGCCAAAUACAGCCAAAAUGUCGAGCAAAUGUCGCACCAAGGGAAAGAUCACCAAGAAACGCCCUCAGCGGGCAACCUCCAAUGUCUUCGCUAUGUUCGAUCAGUCGCAGAUUCAGGAGUUUAAGGAAGCGUUCAACAUGAUCGACCAGAACCGCGACGGCUUCAUUGAUAAGGAGGAUCUUCAUGACAUGCUUGCUUCUCUUGGGAAGAACCCAAAAGAUGACUAUUUGGAGGCAAUGAUGACAGAAGCUCCUGGGCCAAUAAACUUCACAAUGUUUCUCACGAUGUUUGGAGAGAAGCUUAACGGCACAGACCCGGAGGAAGUCAUCCGUAAUGCGUUUGCCUGCUUUGACGAGGAAGGAACAGGCUUCGUUCAGGAGGACUACCUGAGAGAGCUGCUGACCACUAUGGGUGAUCGAUUCACAGACGAAGAUGUCGAUGAGCUCUUCAGAGAAGCGCCGAUCGAUAAAAAGAGCAACUUCAACUAUGUGGAGUUCACCCGUAUUCUUAAACACGGAGCCAAAGACAAAGACGAUUAGACACCAUUUCCUUUUUAAAAAUCCCCCUUUAGGCGAGAGAAAUCAGUGCUGUCCGUUCACCUGGAUCCCUAUGAGAAUGCAACUUUAGCUUUAAUAAUAUGAAAAUUACGUGUUUACUCUGUUUAACUUCACUGGAAUAAGACAUCGUGUUUUGAAUGGGUUAUAUGAUACAGAAUCACAAAGUCACUCUGUUAAAAUGCAAGAUUUAACCAUGCACUUUUUCUUUUUUUUGAGGUGUUUAACUUUUUUUUUCUUAGGUUUGCGUGCCAGUGUUUUGUUUUAUGCCAACUGGAACAAAUUCCACUUGAUUUCAUCACACCUCACUGUUAACUGGUGAAAGUAUUUUAUUAGUACAGGGCUCAUGGAUCAUGUUUUCUUAUAUUUUGAGCAUGUCUGAGGUUUUUAUAGUGGUAUCUUUAAAGUACAUAGAUAGUCGCACGCAGUAAGUUGUCUCUCAGACGUCUAAGACGAGUCUCAUUUUUGUUGAUUCAGACGGUAAAAAAUGUGAACGUGUUGAUAUAUUUAGAUGCAUUUGAUCUCAUUUGAUUUCGUUGCCUAAUUUUUACAUUAUAUAAUAUUAAUUAUUUUGAAUAAAUCUAGCAUUAAAACA